Messenger RNA from Corythoichthys intestinalis (scribbled pipefish), 2668 nucleotides. RefSeq names its product GRAM domain-containing protein 2B-like. Gene Ontology annotation, cellular component: cytoplasmic microtubule. Bases 117 to 1094 code for a protein of 325 amino acids. The transcript is spliced from 11 exons. Lineage: Eukaryota; Metazoa; Chordata; Actinopteri; Syngnathiformes; Syngnathidae. The record is from RefSeq and is a predicted model, not a curated record.
UCUCCAUCCAGCGACUUUUCCCACACUUUCUCCCCUCCGUGCCAAGGUUUCGGCACCCCGGGAGCUUCACUCAUGUCUCGUCGAAAGGGCGGCCGGCUAGGGAGGAGGACGACGCCAUGGUGAUUGGCGAACCGGCCGAGCUACCGUUGACUCCGCCGGGACGGACGACCGAGCGUCCCCGCGGGAGUAGUUGUGAGGGGGACAACGACGCACCGAGUUGCCGGAGGAGGCCCACUCACCUCAGGCUGUCAAAGUCUGAGGGAACCAACAAGUCGCCGUCCAAUCAGUUGACCAAAACAAACUUGCAGUUUCACAAACUGUUCAAGGAAGUGAGCAGAGAAGAGGCACUCGCACAAAGUUAUACAUGCGCCCUGCAAAGAGACAUUUUGUAUCAAGGAAAAAUGUUUGUCUCUCCAAACUGGAUCUGCUUCCACUCCAAAGUCUUUGGCAGGGAUACCAAGAUCGCCAUCCGGGCCGCGUCCGUAACGUUCAUCAAGAAGACCAAAACGGCGCUGCUUCUACCAAACGCGCUGGUGAUUGAAAGCUCACGGGAGCAGCAUGUCUUUGUGUCCUUCCUGUCCCGGAACACCACUUACAAGUUCUUGAGGUCCAUCUGCAUCCAUCUAGAGGUGGAAAAGACGAUCAGCAGCCACGCGGCUUCCUGUGAGAACAACUUCGGAGAGGAGCGCCUCCCUCUGGACUUUGCCCGGAGCUUCUCUGACUUGGAUGGCGUGGCGCGACGAGAAACGGAGGUGGAGAGUAGUAGCAGCUCCGGAUCGCAAACUCCGGAUUGUGACAAAAUGGCCGCGUUCCUGAGCAGAGAGGUGUCGGUACUCGCCGAAGUCCACCUCCGACCGGGCCAAAAGAGCCGAGCCAAAAACGGAGCAUCCGACUCUAUUGUGGCGGCCACAAACGCGGACAAAGCCUGGCCUCGAGCGACCUCACUCCCCGUCCUGUUGAUCUACUUGGUUUUAGUCGGCAUCCUGGCGCUGUCCUCCUGUUACAUGGCUUUCAAGAUGGCCGCCUUAGAACACCGCCUGAACGCCGUACUGCGUGCGCACGGCGGGUACAAGGACCACGAAGAAUUGUUUUAGGCCAUUCUUUGUUGUUGAACUAAAAUGCAAUUCAUAAAAUGCUAUUAUUGAAACAGGUUAAUUCGUGUUGAUUUUAGGCCACUUCCUGUUCAUUUGGGGGGCAUUCAAAGGUCACUUCCUUUCAGUUUUGGGUUGGUUCCUGUUGAUUUUGAGUUACUGAACCCUAAAAUCCCCCAAAUAAACAGGAAGUGACUUGAAAUUAACAGUAAAUAACCUGUAAAUGCCCCAAAAUCAACAAAAAGUCACCCAAAAAAGUUGUAACUGUAAAUGCCUCACAACCAGAAGACUGCAUGUCACUUCCUGUCGAUUUUGGGUCACUUCCUGUUGAUUUUGGGGCAUUUACAGGUCACUUCCUGUCAAUUUUGGGUCACUUCCUAUUGAGUUUGCGUUACUGGACAGGAAGUCACCCAUAAAUGCCCCGAAAUCAACAGGAAGUGACAGCCAGUCUUCUCUGGUUGUGGGGCAUUUACAAUUACAAUUUUUGGGUGACUUCCUGUUGAUUUUGGGGCAUUUACAGGUCACUUCCUGUCAAUUUUGGGUCACUUCCUGAUAAGUUUGGGUUAUGGAACAGGAUGUGACCUGUAAAUGCCCCAAAAUCAACAGAAAGUGACCUGAAAUAAACAGUAAAUAACCUGUAAACGCCCCAAAAUCAACAAACUGAUCUGUAAAUGAUCCAAAUUUGACAGGAAGUGACCCGUAAAUGCCCUAUAAAUUAACAGGAAGUCACCCAAAAAAUUGUAACUGUAAAUUACCCACAACCAGACGACUGGCUGUCACUUCCUCUCGAUUUUGGGUCACUUCCUGUUGAUUUUUGGGCAUUUAUAGGUCACUUCCUGUCAAUUUUGGGUCAAUUCCUGUUCAGUUUGCAUUACUGAACAGGAAGUGACCCGUAAAUGCCCCAAAAUCAACAGAAACUGAUCUGUAAAUGACCCAAAUUUUACAGGAAGUGACUCGUAAAUGCCCAAAAAUCAACAGGAAGUCCCCCAAAAAAUUGUAAUUGUAAAUGCCCCACAACCAGACGAUUGGCUGUCACUUCCUGUCGAUUUUGGGUCACUUCCUGUUGAUUUUGGGGCAUUUACAGGUCACUUCAUGUCAAUUUUGGGUCAAUUCCUGUUGAGUUUGUGUUACUGAACAGAAAGUGACCCAUAAAUGCCCAAAAUCAACAGAAACUGAUCUGUAAAUGACCCAAAUUUUACAGGAAGUGACCUGAAAUUAACGGGAAGUGACUCGAAAAUGCCCCAAAAUCAACAUGAAGACACCCAAAAAAUUGUAACUGUAAAUGCCUCACAACCAGAAGACUGGCUGUGGGGUUCAGAACAGUUUCUGUUGAUUUUUAUCAGAAUUUACCCGUAAAUGCCCCAAAAUCAACAGGAAGUCAACCAAAAAAAUUGGAAGUCAUACAAAAUAUUAAAUUUGGAUCUCACAGCACCACUACUUAAUUCGCUUAUGUUAUGUAACAUAUUUUUGUAUUUGUUGUUUUGUUCAAUUUUCACACUACUUUCUGUAGGCGACAAAACUUUUGUUUUGCCAAAAUGUGACCUUUAUGUCUUCAUUAAAUGAUGAAUCUUUUUUCA